This is a messenger RNA of Iphiclides podalirius (scarce swallowtail), 345 nucleotides long. The record is from the annotation of a GenBank genome assembly. NCBI's taxonomy places the organism in Eukaryota, Metazoa, Arthropoda, Insecta, Lepidoptera, Papilionidae.
AUGUCCGCUUCGACGGGGGAAGAGUUACGAUUUCGGCCUGUCCGGAUUACGAAUCCGUUCUCUUCCGACGCCGUUGGCCGACCUCGUCUGCCGAUCGGUGCCGAAGCGCCCUCGCCAAUUAAGGUGCCAGCGCACUACUCCGGCUAUGAAUAUGACAUUUACGCCCGUGGAUUCAGCCGAAUGGCUUCACGGCCGAAUGAGCCCAAGGGUCCUCGUCGCCGGGCCCCUGCUGCCAAAUCCCGGGGCGGGCGAGAGGCGCCGCUGUCCCAACACCUCGGGAACAAACCGGCCGUCUCAGAUAAGCGACGUUUACCGAACUGCAGAAGGAUCCUUCCACGAAAGAGC